Messenger RNA from Coregonus sp. 'balchen', 984 nucleotides. The record is from the annotation of a GenBank genome assembly. Lineage: Eukaryota; Metazoa; Chordata; Actinopteri; Salmoniformes; Salmonidae.
AUGUUAAAACCGCAGCAAAGCGAGCUCCUCUUGCACGAGUCGCGGUUGUAUGGGAAGCCGUGGUUCUGGCAGCGGAAUUCCAGCACCAUGGAGAGCAGCCGGAGCCUCGCGCAGGUGAUCAUGGAGAUGCGCAACGAAAUCAAGAAGCUCGAGACGGAGAACAGUGUGCUACGGGGGGAAUUCGGUCAGCCGACGAUUGGGACUGAGCCAGGGGAACCGAAUCCGUAUUCACCGGCAGGCCAGCCCAGGACCGGGGCUGACGACAACCCAUCCCACAUGAACCUGAGACGGAAUGCGUCCGCGCCCGCACUCGAGCAGCAGUACAAGGGUAAAGUCGCACUAUUAGGCUAUUAUGUUGUAACUGCAUUUUUCGUUUUUAACAGCAAGAUAAAGCAAACAAUUUUAACGUAUCAACAUUGUUUGAAAUUAGGCUAUUUAAAGCUAGGCCUAGUUUGAACAAAAUAAUCUGAUCAACUUUGUUUAUUGAUUUCACAGAGAACAUUGUAAUGACCGUCCGGAGAUACUCAAUCGCCUCCAACAUGCCAAGUGUGAUCAGGAAGAGUGAGAGCGAAGAUAGGGUGUCGAAGGAUGGAGAGGUUGCGAAGGGAAGCAACUCAAGUUGGGGUCGACUUCAUGAGGAAGUCCACGGAAGGGCCCCAUCCAUCUUCGGGAAUUCCACGCGAGACGAGAUCAGCACCACUGCAAAGACGUUAACCAAUAGGUUCUUGCUCCAAGAAUAUGUGCACAAAAACAGGUGAGUGGCCCAGUGGGCCUUCUCAUCCAACCUCACCAGAACUUUUAGAUAACCUAAUUUAAAACUAAAUGUAGAAUAUCGCUUAGGUUGCUAUUAAUUCCAUAUUAUUUUGCAGGACCAAGGUAAAGACGGUCACUUUUCUUCUGCCCGUGGAUAACAUCUACACCAACCGACCAGUUCUGGCCAACCAUCUGACAGAUCUGGAUGCGAUUGCGGAGACAGAUUCGUGA